Messenger RNA from Effrenium voratum, 1746 nucleotides. NCBI's taxonomy places the organism in Eukaryota, Dinophyceae, Suessiales, Symbiodiniaceae. The record is from the annotation of a GenBank genome assembly.
AGGGCAUAGAUCGGCGGGCGUUCGGUUCGGCCUUUGGAGGGCAAAGAUCCCCCCCGCCAUGCCGUCGCCAAAGUUCGUGCAGGCGGUGGAGGCUGUGAGGCGGGCACCGCGGCGGAUGGCCUCCGCUGAGGACGUGCAGGCAGAGGAGCUCGAUGGAGCGAACUCCAGCUUCGAGUCCGGCGUCGUGGAUGUGGGGGCAACCUUCGGGACCCUGAGCGCGGAGGCCUUCGAGAUCAGUGAUGCGCUCACUCACGAGGCGAUCUCGGAGAUCCGGAACUUCAACUUCUGCCGCUCCGCGCGGAAGUCGAUCCUCUUGAGCCUGGGCGUCUCACCUGGAGCUUCCCCCUCGCCGGAGAUGACGCAGGACAUCUUGCGGCCGUACUCGAAAGCUUCCGAUAGCGCUUGCGUGAAUGCGUACAUGGCCACGCUGUUGGGCGCCGGCACCUUCAGGCUGUCGAGGGCCAUUUCCAGGUGCGGGUGGCUGAUUGGGUUUGGCGCCCUUGUGGUCUUCUCGCUGAUGCACGUCUUCAUCUGCCUGAGGCUGGUGGAGGUGCCGCAGCUGAUCCAGCGCGACGUGCCCAACGCCACCUUCCUGGCCAAGGUCUUCCUGCACCGCAGGGCCUACUCCAUGAUGGCGAUUCUGUCAGUGCUAAGCUGGUUCGGCGCCUGCGCCAUCCAGCUGCAGAACGUGUUCACCAACGUCCUCUCGGUGAUCGCCGCUGACAUCGCGGGGCAGGCGUCGAGGCACGAGACGCCUUUCGGCUGGAAGCUCUUCGGCACUUUCGUGCUGGCCCUGGUCAUAGUGCCCCUCUCGCUGAAGACCAGCGCCAAGGACCUGCAAACGAAGGCCUCCUAUGCGGUGUAUGCCAUGCUGGCGAUUGGUGUGGUAGAGAUGACUUGCGCCUUCAUCCACGGGAUCUUCAAGUUGGUGUCAGAUCCUCCAGACUACCACAGCUGUGGGAACAACAUCACUGGAGGCUUGUAUGACAUGCUUCUGGCAUUUGGCGGCAUUGCCAUUCUGCCGUAUGUGCUGGCCGACAUGCUUCAGCCGCAAAAUGCCCGGAAGGUGGUGAUAGAGGCCACGACUCAGAUCAUGCUCUACUACCUCUCCGUCGCCAUGAUUUGCUACUUCGGGUGGGCGGACUCUAUCCAGUCCCGCACCCCGCUGCAGCAGAUGAUGUCCAUGAGCUUGUUCUACCAGAAUGCAGCUCGGGUCAUCAGCUUUCUGUUCAUCAUCAAGACCGUCACCACCUUCCCGCUGACCUUCUGGCCGCUGUACCGGGAGGUGGAGGCCUUGCUGGACCUGGACGACUCCCCGGGCUUGCAGCUGCAGCUGCCCUGGGCCAUCCGGCGCCAGCGCUUCCUCAAGGUCUUCACCAAGGUGGCGCUGGUGUCUGCGUGCCUGACCUUGCCGCAGGAUGACCUUGCUCCUGGACAGCGAAAGCAACCACACCAUGGUCACCGCCUUCAUGGGCGUGCCGCUGAAUGUGGUCCACUUCGUGUUCCCGGCCUGCGUGGGCUGCCUGGCCAUUCGCAUGCACCAGAAGAUCCUCCACACGCGCGCCGAGGGCGCGGACGGGGGCGUGAAGUACAUCUGCAACAGCCUGAAGAUCCACUCCUGCGCGAUGCACCUCCUCGCCGGUGUCAUGAUCCUGAUCGGCGCCGCGUUGUUCGGGUACAUGCUGCUGGACAUUUGGACCAUUGAGGGCUGCUCCUUGUGGAGCAAGUCCUGCGAGCCACUGUCCC